AGUUAUAUAGGGCCUAUUGAAAGAGAAUCGACUUGAGGGGAGUUUCUUAUUAUUGUUUGUAAGAUGGAUGAAAAGAUUGAUAGUGGUGGUGGUGGUGCUAGCAAACCAAGGUCUUCUUUUGUCUUACCUCAAGACAAAGGAAGCAAGAACAAGAGAAAAUUAGAUGAUCUUUUUCUAGAGAAUCCAAUACAUGUUCCCUUGUCUAAUACUGAAUUUUCUCUUUAUGAAUUACCUCUAGAGAUAUCCAGAGGACCUAAACUUGGACCAUUGGAGGCAAAAUCCUCCAAGGUGCCCUUCAGAGAAGAUUUUGAACGAUCUGAUUGGGAUGAUCCAAUUGCAUGUCAACUUGAGGAACUGUUGUUAUCUAAUUUGCAGACAAAUUUCUAAACUGCAAUUAAAAGGAUUAUAGAGUGUGGAUAUAAGGAAGAUAUUGUUGAAAAGGUUGUUUCAAGGCAUGGCCUUUACCAAGGGGGUAAUGAUCUUGUGUCAAAUGUUGUGAAUGAUGCUCUAGCUUCCUUGAAGAAAAGAGAAGUAGGUGAUAUUUCAGGUAAUGUGUUUGAAGAUUUGCAGCAACUAGUAGGGUAUACAAUGUUGGAGAUGAUUGGUGUGCUUAGAGAGGUUAAACUAUCUCUAUCUAUUGCAGAAGCAAUGUGGUGGUUGUUAAUGUGUGACUUGAACAUUUCAAUGGCAUGUGAAGUGGAAGGAGAUAUAUUUCACUAUUUUGGUUGUAAAGAAGUCUCAAGAGAACACUCUUUUGAUUCUACCCCCUAGUCGAUAUUAGAAACUCAACACCUUGAAACCAUUCUUCCAAGCCCCAAUGAGCCCAAUGUUUCAAAACCUUCAUUCCCCUGUUCCCAAAAUUAUUUACCCGAAACACUCAAAUUUAGGAGUUUUCCCAAUUCACCUAACCCCAAAAAUCCUCUCGCUUAUGAAGGAUUGACACUAGAGAAAAGGAGUUGGGUUUCUAUGGGUGCUUUUGGGGACUAUGGCCCGUUUACAUCUGUCUCUGAAGAAAAACCAGGGACUGGUCGAAAGGGGCAUUCCAAAAAGGAACUAGCUGCACUCCGACAAAAGUCAUUCAAUAUGGAAAAAUACAAGGCUUAUGGGAAAGGUGCUUUUAGAGCUGGGAAACUUGCUACCAUUGGUGGUUUUGUUGUCAAAAAGAGAAAGAAAUCUCCAUCUAAAUCACCAACUGUGAAUUUGAAAAAUGCUUCAUCAAAAAUAAAUGCAAAAGCAGGAGAUUUAGCUGAUGAAAGCCAUCAUGUUUUAACUAAUUCUUCACUCGGUUUAAUUGUGACAGAUAAGUCUCCAACAUUGCCUACUAAGAAAACUAAAUCUGCAGUACCUACAGCAAAUACUGAGCUUGCACCAUCAUCAUCUUUGGAAAGAAAACUUUUUCCAAAAUCUAAAAGCAUAACCUCUGUAUCUUCUAAGACACUUGAUCAUGAUGCAGAAAAGAAACUUACUUCAAAAGCUAAAGGCAGCACUUCAGUGUCUUCUAAGACACCUGAUUACUAUGCUAGAAUUCCAUAUGAUCAGUCUUUGGGAAAAUACAUCCCACAAGAUGAGAAAGACGAACUGAUUUUAAAGCUAGUACCAAGGGUACAGGACCUGCAGAAUGAGUUACAUAGUUGGACUCAGUGGACCAAUUAGAAAGUCAUGCAAGCUAUUCGUAGGCUUAGCAAAGACCAACCUGAACUUAAAGCGCUGAGGCAAGAGAAGGAAGAAGUAGAACAGAUCCAAAAAAAGAAGCAAACCAUGGAAGAGAACACCAUGAAGAGGCUGGCUGAAAUGGAGGGAGCCUUAAAUGAUGCAACUACUCAGGUUGAGGAUACUAACUCUACCGUCCAAAAGCUUGAGGUGGAGCAUUCUAUGCUGAAGAAGGAGAUGAAGGUUGUUAAACUUCAGGCGGUAGAGUCAGCUGCCAGUUGUCAAGAAGCAUUUGAGAGAGAACAGAAGGCACUUAAGGAUGUUCGAUCAUGGGAUGGGCAAAAGAGCUUGCUUCAAGAGGAGCUUGCAUUGGAGAAGCAAAUGGCUGCAGAGUUGAAAAAGAAAGUAGGUAAGGCUAAAAAUAUCUACAACCAAACUGAGAUGAGAUGGAAACAUGAGAGGUUGGCAAAGGAGAAUUUCGUUGCACAGGCUGCUUCUUUAAAGAAGGAACGAAAAGGUUUUGAAGUUGCAGCAAAAGUAGAAGGGGAUAAGAUUAAGCAGAAAGUAGAAAAAGAUAUGCACAAAUAUGAAGAGGAGAUCAAAGAGCUCAAGGAUAAGUUAUCUGAGUUGAAGAUGAAGCUGGAUUCUUCAAAAAUAGCUGCACUUCGAAGAGGCAGUGAUGGUGGUAAUGGCCAAUGCUUUUCUAUCAAUGAGGGGAAUCAGGUUCCAAGUUUCUCUGAAAGGGUGGUUAACAUCAAGGAUUAUUCUGGGAACAGAGUUAAACAGGAGCGUGAGUGCAUCAUGUGCCUAUCAGAAGAGAAGACAUUGAUAUUCCUUCCAUGUGCUCAUCAGGUUCUAUGUGUCAAAUGCAAUGAGCUCCAUGAGAAACAAGGGAUGAAGGAUUGCCCUGCUUGUAGGACCCUGAUAGAUUGCCGUAUUUGUGCUCGUUUUGCUAAGCCAUAGCCUCUCUGAAAUAAUUAUGACCAGUAGAAAGGGCAGUGAAUUAAUGGUAAAUAGGUGAAAAAGGAGCUCUGUAGAAGUCCGUUGGAACUCAUUAUGCCUUUUGUUUUUUUUGGGUCUUUUGAAUUGUUUAUACUAGUAGUUCAAAUAUGAAAUACAUGAAAGAGAGAGAGAGAGAGAGGAGACAAGAAGUGAAAGAGGGUGGGAGGGGAAAGUUUAUAGCU
This is a messenger RNA of Theobroma cacao (cacao), 2834 nucleotides long. RefSeq names its product putative E3 ubiquitin-protein ligase RF298. Lineage: Eukaryota; Viridiplantae; Streptophyta; Magnoliopsida; Malvales; Malvaceae. The record is from RefSeq and is a predicted model, not a curated record.